UCGCGUACCAAGGCAGAUUGGAAGAACAAGAAGCCCUGCUAGCUCGCAGCAACUGGAAAAGAUAAAACUUCACUUUAAUUCCCACGAUAAAACUUGUAAAUUGCAUCCUGCUGGCAGUUUGAUAGAAAGUUUCGAUAUUCCCGGAGAAGAACUGCUCUCAGCUAUAAAGAUUGGUGGAGAAAUUCAUUGCGACGGAAGUUCGGUAACUGGCUAAGUUUUCUGACCCCGUGCGAAAAGGAUUAAUCAUUGUGACAAGUCAGUGACGAUGAGUGCAUGAAUGGCUGCUGCUCGAUAGCUACCUACGGAAAAAAAUAUUCUAAGGAAAAUAAUUAAUUAUUAACUUAUUGGGGCUGGUUCCUUUCCGGAAGCGAGUCACGGCAAAGAACUGUCCGUCGGAGGAAGAUUGCUUAACCAGGUUUAACGCUAAGCUAUAACUAGAAGUUGUGAGAACAUACAUAUUCGGAGCUAGAAUUAGCUACAUUUGAAGUGCAAACUAUACAUCAUUUCAAGAUGAGCCGCAAAAAUGAAACCGAACGACAGAAGCAGAUCCAGGAGAAGUGCCAACUGCUGCUGACCAAGAUGCUGCGCGAUGACGACAACAAGUAUUGCGUGGAUUGCGACGCCAAGGGUCCCCGGUGGGCCUCUUGGAAUCUCGGGGUGUUUCUGUGCAUCCGUUGUGCCGGCAUCCAUCGGAACCUAGGGGUGCACAUAUCCCGGGUGAAAUCGGUGAACCUGGACAGUUGGACGCCGGAGCAGGUGGUAUCACUGGAGCAGAUGGGCAAUAGCAGAGCACGUGCUGUUUACGAGGCCCUCCUACCAGAUGGGUUCCGGAGACCGCAAACGGAUUCAGCUCUAGAAAGCUUUAUUCGGGCCAAGUACGAACAGAAAAAAUACAUUGCACGGGAGUGGGUGGCCCCACCCCCACCCAAGGUAGACUGGGACAAAGAGAUCGACGAAGAAAUCGAGCGGCAGAAGCGCAAAAAGAAAGCUGUCGCAAGUGGAGGAGGCAGUGGUGGAUUAUCGCUAGGUAGCGCGGCGUCGUCUUUGAACUCAAGCUAUGCUAGCGCGGAGAAAAAGGUGUCCUCGUCGUCCGGUCUAGGAUCUUCAGGGGCAGCUUCGGUUCCGAAACUGAAAGCUCCCGCCAGCAGUAGCAAACCUUCGAACAGAAAUUCUUCGGAGUCGGCUGGAAACGUGAGUGGGAGCAGCAGUCAGGGAACGUCCGAUCUACUGGGAUUGUCUUUGGGACCUGACACCAGUCCUCAACCUGUUAGUAAGGGCAAAGCCAAUGGUGAAGGUUCAUUGAGUGAUAUUUUGUCUGGUAUGAGUGGUCUAGAACGGCCAAAUGAAAAAGUUGCGGGUGGCGAUGAUUUCUCAAAUUUGGCCAAAGAGGAGGCAGAUUUUUUCAAUCAAUCUACCAGUCAAGCUGGAGAAUUGCAAGGGAAACUUACAAAGGAUAAAAUCUUGGCUCUGUACGGUUCUGCACCAACCGGAAUUAUGAAUAACAACUUCAACGCCAAUAUGGGAGGAUUUGGAAACUUUAACAGCUUCCAACCUAAUGCUUUUCCCCAAGCUGCCGGUGCGAAUCCUUAUCAGAUAAACAAUGGCAUGCCAGCAGCGAUGCCCCAGAACAUGGCCGGCGGUUUUGGUGCUUUCCAAGCGUUCCCGGCAGCCAAUGGAGGUCAGUUUUUGCCGGCGGCCGGCGUUAGCCAACCGGCCUUAUUCAACAACGGAGCAUUUGCGGCGGCGCCAGGUCAAAUGCAACCGCAACCAGUUGGUUUCGGUGCAGCCCUGCCCCAUCAACAUCAACCCCUUCAUCAGUUCCCGGUGGCAAAUCCCCAACAAGGUCAACAACAUCCAGCGACAAGUGCUUUCGGAGCAGCGACGAUACCCACCACUGGAAACGCAUUUGCCAACUUUCCCCCGCAGAACGCUUCCCAAAUGCAACCCGACAAGCUAAGCAAUCAAUUCGGAAACAUGAAUUUACGAGACGUGUGGCAAUAAUACAAUACUUUUAGGUAUGUUUGCGACUAGUAGUAUGAUGAUGAUAGAAGAAAAGCGACAAAUCGCAUGUAUUGUUUUUUAGACGAGUUAUGAGUUAUAUCGAGAGGAAUGUUUACUUCCCAACGUACAGCAAAUUUAUGCAUAUUAAAUUCAGAUAGCAAAUUAUAAAGAAUGAAAAACGGAAAAAUACUUAUUCAAACGGUAAAGCAAGGAAAUUACAGAACCUACCUUAAGAAAGAAUUUCGUAAAGAAAGUAUAUUUACUUAUAUAUUUUAAUACUUAAAACAACUGAACGAAGCGUUUAGUAAAAUUGAAAAACUGAAUGACGCAUCAUAAUCACAUUCUAUAUAAACCCGACUAAAAGAAUAUCUCAGAAAUAGUAGAUGCAAUCAAGUAUUGUGAACGCUAAAGAAUGUUUGUUUUUUUUUAUACCUAGCUACUUUAUAUGCUGAGUUGAAUGGUUUCAAAUGAAAGAAAUAUUUUUGAUCUGCACUGAAAAAAAAUCUUUUUUCCUUUUUUUUUAUAUUUCACGCGUAAGCGCUUGAUUUAUGAGUGUUACAUGUUUGAGCAAUCACAAUCCUACACAAGCUGGCAUUAUUGUUCUAUUGCAAUUUAAUCGAUGGGCACUUAUAUUGUAAUAUGUACAAGCAACACAACAAAACUAAAACUAAUAAUCAAUUGGGUUACUACUAGGGAAACCUCUGUAAUUAUCAUAUAGUGGAAACAAUCAAUUCAUGAAAGCAAACAUCCGCUACAAAAAUCCUCGCGUUCGAACAUUCAGAUCAUGUAAAAGAAUCAAAUUUCGACUGUGCGAAUUGUGAAGGGUUAUAAAAAAAAGAAAAACAAGAGUACUACAGCAUAGCGUUUAUCUAAACUACGAAAUAGUAUAAGAGACUUUAAAAAGAGAAGGUGAAUAGUUCACCGAAACACUCGGAGGUAUCGAUACAGAGGAAAACAGAAAUGUGCAUGUUAAGUAUUUGGAGCAGUGAAAUAAAAAUUUAGAUAAUGCUGAAAAAUGAUUCAAUUUAACAAGUGAUGAGUGCAAAAUUUUCGUUAUCCUGUAUUAUUAUGAGUAUAAACAUGAGCUAAAAUGAAAUUUGAAAAAAAAAAGUAAAAAACAUUUAUAUUCCGACAAUUGAAUGUAAUUUAAAAUUAACGAAAACAAAAAUGUAUAACGUGGUAUAACGUGGAAUAAAACAUAAGGUAAAUAAAUAGGAAAAUUUAACUA
Molecule: messenger RNA, 3229 nt
Organism: Uranotaenia lowii
Lineage: Eukaryota; Metazoa; Arthropoda; Insecta; Diptera; Culicidae
Product: stromal membrane-associated protein 1
Exons: 3
Coding region: 511-2001 (496 amino acids)
Molecular function (GO): metal ion binding; GTPase activator activity
Source: RefSeq, a predicted model, not a curated record